Messenger RNA from Pyrus x bretschneideri (Chinese white pear), 2729 nucleotides. Its product is annotated as transcription factor CYCLOIDEA-like. The transcript is spliced from 2 exons. Gene Ontology annotation, cellular component: nucleus. The coding region runs from base 661 to 1785 and encodes 374 amino acids. Gene Ontology annotation, biological process: regulation of secondary shoot formation. Lineage: Eukaryota; Viridiplantae; Streptophyta; Magnoliopsida; Rosales; Rosaceae. Gene Ontology annotation, molecular function: sequence-specific DNA binding; DNA-binding transcription factor activity. The record is from RefSeq and is a predicted model, not a curated record.
GUUGAUAACACAUCAUCUUUGAAGGUGAAAAGAUGUGCAUGGAAAUUAUUAUCUAGGCUAAGGUGUUGCCUAACCUAACCCUAGUUAAUUAAUUCAGUAUGGUCUCUCUUUUCUGGAAAUUUUAACGGGUCUAAAAGUUGGGUUGUUAAAAUUUCCCAUCAGUCUUUGGUUAGGUUAUGGUGUUUCCACAGUAAAUGGCACAAACAUUUUGCGCUUCCCAUGUCCAGUAGCACAUCACCCUCAAACUCAGUUAAUAAUUUUGUCCACACCAUUGUACGUUCAAGAUUUUUCCCUGAGGAUAACUAUACUACCCACGAAAGACUUCACCGGAAAAAACAAAAAUGAGAGAAAAGAAAAAAAAACAGAGACAGCCAAAAACCCAUCUUUCAGCUGUCUCCAACACAAACAAUCCCCCACUCAUUAGUGCUUUUGUGUCUAUACCAGAUGAUACCAUCUAUCACUGUAAAGUUCACUCCCCUUGAUCUUCUUUUUUAGAACACAGAUGGAUCUGCAGUUGCACUGAGAGAGUGAGUCUGAAAAGCGGAAGUCAUGAGAAGUUUAAUGAGUAUGAAGAAGCUCUCUUAAUUUGACCUGUUUGAAAUUAGGAUAAUUUCUUUCCGGUGUUCAAAAAGAAGACGAGGCUCUCUUAACAAAGAUAUCAUGUUUUCAUCUUCCAGUUGUAAUAGCAAUACUGUAAGUCCCCAACCUAACUUUCCCUUUUCUUCUACAAAUUACCAUCCUCAUCCUCCGCCUCCUCCUCCUCCUCCUUGUGUUAACCUAGUAACCUGCACUGGAGACAUUUUGUUUCACCACAUUCAUGAUUCCCUCUCUGGUCAAUUUUCACACCAAAAUAUUUCUUUAAUGGCACCCUCUGCUCAUCAAACCCUAACCCAUUUGGGAGUUUCAUCAAACACUGUUCCUCCUAGUAUAAAUGCCCCCGUAUCAUCAUCUUGUGGAGAUCUUCAUCAUCAUCAGUACAGUAACUAUGUUCUUCAUUCCUCUAGGCAAGAUGUAGUAGUAGCACCGGCGAAGAAAGACCAGCACAGCAAGAUCUUCACCGCUCAGGGCUUGAGGGACCGGAGGGUAAGGCUGUCCAUCGACGUUUCCCGUCAGUUCUUUGACCUCCAAGACCGGCUAGGGUUUGACACGGCAAGUAAAACCCUAGAGUGGCUACUAAACAAGUCCAGAAAGGCCAUCAGGGAUCUCAGAACACGGAAGAAUAACUUGAGCUGCAGUUCUGAGCGGUCCAAGAGUUUGUCUUCCACUUCCGAGUGCAAGGACGUUGUUUCGGACAUAAACGAGGUGGAUAAUCAUGUAGUCAGCAAAGAAAAAGAGAUGGUGAUGAUGAAGUUGAAAGAAUCUGAAUCUGCCGGAGCUUAUGUUGCGAAGGAAUCGAGGGCAAAGGCAAAAGCAAGGGCAAGGGAAAGGGCAAGAGCGAAAAAGGUGUGCAUUACUAGUAGGAGGCCUCAGCAGAUCUUGAACCAAAUGAACUUAUUCAAUGAGCAGCUUAAUGAUCAUGAAACAAACAUCUCAUCCUCAUCGAAGGUUAAUUUUGGAGAUCAUCAUGUGAAUCAAGAACUGGGAUCCCUCUUGGAUAAUCAAGCCCAUCAUCAUCAUUUUCAGGAGGAGGAUCAAUCUGCUUUGAUCAAAAGAAACAAAAUGAAGUUAAUUUCAUCGGUAGUUUCAAAUUAUAAUACUACCGAUCAGAGUUCCAGCAACAGCUACCUCCAAUUUACCAAUUCAUCUCAAUAUUGGGACAUCAAUGGCGCGUUCCCCAUGCCCUAGCGUUAAUUGUGCCACUGCCACCAUAAAUUUUAAUUUCCACUGGAACUGAAAUCUUGGGAGGGUUAAUUGCGGAAUUAACCGGCAAAGACAUCUAUUAUCUUCCAAUUUAUUAACUUUGAUCGAAGAAGUAAGCUAUAUUUUUGUUCAUGUAUUUCUUUGAAUGCUCAUUAUAUGUUCCACUGUUCUACAGCUCCCCAAGAGUUACAAAAUAUGAUCCCAUUGGAGAUGGUUUUCCUUAGCAACACAUAACCAGCCAGUACUUGAUCAGAAUUUUAUAUAGAGACCCCUACAAGUAUGCAUUUCUUUAUGUUAAAACCACAUCCCUUAUGAAAACAUCAAAUGACAUUGAUGAGGUAUUUGUUAGUUGUAAUGCCUUUUUUUGUUUAAUAGUUUAGCUUAUGUUGUAAACAUUUCUAUUUGAAUUUAAUAUAAGGUACCAUUUAAGCAGGUAUAAAUAUGCUAUAAUUAAACAAUCAAAACACACCACAUAGGUGUAUAUUCCUGCUCUAACAAUUAGUAUCUGAUUUAACUUAGUGAUAUCAUCAAAGAAAAGGAUCAGUGCCAGAAGAUACUUGAUGAACAGGGUUUAUGCUUGCAGUAGUGAGACUAUCCAAGACAAAUAGUUGUUCCCUGUUUGAUAAAAUUAAUCACCUGAUUGAUAAGUUUAGGGAAUACUGAUCAACGUAAAAGACGUUGAGGAUGCUAGAAAAGGAUGUGAAAUUUCUAUUCCCCUUUGUUUCAAUUUCUUAAUGAUUGGAAAUGUUGCUUGUUUAAUUUCUUGUUAUGCUAAAGGCUCCUUGGAAAUAUUUAAGCGACUUUGUUAAUAUUACUGUUAAAAAAAAUAUAGCGAUAGAAGGAUUUAAGGUUGUUAUACAUACAUAUAAUAGCAAUCUCAUAAAAGUAAGCUAGAUCGCCAUAGAAAUAGUUAAUGCUUGCUGCUAGGU